Messenger RNA from Cuscuta europaea, 757 nucleotides. The record is from the annotation of a GenBank genome assembly. Lineage: Eukaryota; Viridiplantae; Streptophyta; Magnoliopsida; Solanales; Convolvulaceae.
CCGAGGACCAUUGACGAAGAAGAGCUCGAGGACGAGGACGAGGAUGUGGAGGAAGUAAUUCCGGAGAGCCACGACGAGGAGGAGGAGGAGGGUGGCGGCAGCCAUGACGCCGACCAGCCUGCCUCAUCCCAAACAGAUACGGAUCCGCCACAAGACACCUUAGGUCCAAACACCCGGUGGAGUAUGCAAAAAUUAGGCGGCGGAACGGGGAAGCAAACUCAAAUAUCGAGGUUUGCAAAUAACCAACAAGCUUUUGGUAAUUUCUCAUACAAUGAUGCACAAAUUUUGACAGGUAUGGCUAACUUACUUGUUGAAGAAAAUUUGCCUUAUUUGUUUUCUGAAAGUCUUGCUUUUCGUGAUUAUGCACAAACUUGUUUAAAUCCGCAAUAUAGAGGUUAUAGUCGCAAAACGGUUAAGAAAGAAAUUUCAAGGCUUUAUGGUGCGGAAAAGGUAAGGUUCCAAAAUUAUUUUGCAAACUUUGAUGGACGUAUUACUGUAUGUUCUGACAUAUGGGAGGAUACUUAUCAUAAUUUACAUUAUUUGGGUCUGACUGUACAUUAUAUUGAUAAUGAUUGGCAUAUGCAUAAACGUGUUCUUGCUUUCCGUGAAUUUAAUGAUCGUCACACCGCUGAACAUAUUUAUAUUUUGAUUGAGCGUAUUUUAAUUGAGUAUAAUUUAAUUGAUAAGGUGUUUGCUAUUGGUUUUGAUAAUGCUACUAAUAAUACUGCUGCUAUUCCUAGAUUGCAUGAAUUGUGUG